AUGGCGGCGGGCGAGCCCGACGAAGCUUCCCCCUUGCUGGGCGUUCAACAGUCCAGCAACAUGUCUGAUGGCGUGGAAUCAGUCGGCAAGCAGGUCCGAAGUUUGGCUGAACCCCAAGCAGAUUGGGAUCCGGAUACACCACAGAGUCCAUCUCGGCUCGACGAAAGUGACUUUGUCACCGCCACAGAGGACCGCGAUCUCAAACGAGGUCUACACCAACGGCACGUGUCGCUCAUUGCCAUCGCUGGGGCUAUUGGCACCGGUCUCUUCUUAGGUCUCGGAGGAUCCAUUCAGACUGGUGGUCCGCUGGGAGCACUGCUUGGCUAUGCGACCGUCGGUCUCAUUGUCUGCGCUGUGCAAUUUGCGCUUGGCGAGGCAACGGCGCUGUUUCCGGUCACAGGCUCCUUCGUCCGCCAUGCGGAGGUCCUAGUCGAUCCGGCCUUAGGCUUUGCUAUCGGGUACAACCUAGUGUACGGCAACUGCCUCUCCAUCCCGACCGAGAUCACGGCCAUCUGCGUCUUGUUUCAGUAUUGGACCGACAUCAACUCCUCACUAUGGAUAGUAAUCUUCAUAGCUCUAACCGUUGCAGUCGGUCUCUGUUUCAUCGGCAUCUACGGCGAGAUCGAGUUCUGGUUCGCUCUGCUCAAGAUCGUCUUCAUCAUCUUCCUGGUUCUGCUUGGCCUGAUCAUCGACCUUGGCGGCGUCUCAGGAACGCCUCGCAUCGGCUUUCGCUACUGGAAACAUCCUGGCCCGUUUGUGGAGUUCAUCGGCACGGGUUCCUGGGGCCGCUUCCUCGGGUACUGGGCAGUGAUGAGCAACGCCGUGUUCAGCUUUGCUGGGACCGAAAGUCUUGCGAUGGCCGCCGCCGAGACGCGGAACCCGCGCGUCACAAUCCCCAAGGCAUGCAAACGGGUGUUCAUCCGAGUGGCAACCUUCUACAUCCUUGCCGUGCUUGUCGUGGGCAUGCUUGUGCCGAGCGACGACCCCAGACUCGAUGACCAGUCCGGGACUGCGGCACAGAGCCCUUUCGUCAUCGCCGCCAGCGCUGCCGGCCUCCGCGGUGUGCCCUCCCUCGUCAACGCCAUCGUCAUUACCUCCGCGUGGUCGAGUUCAAACCAGUCCCUGCUUUCCGGCACUCGCGUCCUGUACGGCCUCGCGCUCAAGAAUCAAGCGCCGAAGCUGUUCCUGCGGACGACACCCUGGGGCACACCAUACAUUUGCACACUCUUCUUCGGGGCAUUCAUGUUCCUUGCCUUCAUGAGUCUGUCGACAGGUGCCCUGACGGUCUUCUGGUGGCUCGUCGACCUCACCGCGUGUGGUGUGUUGAUUUCAUGGAUCACCGUGCUUUUGAACCAUUUGCGGCUGAUGCGCGCCAUGAAGGCCCAGGAGCUCGAGCUGCGAAAGCUACCAUGGCAUUCAAAGCUAACUGAAUACUCAACGCCCGCAGCUCUGAUCCUGUGUGUUACCAUCCUCCUCACUGCUGGAUUUCCAGUCUUCACCAAGGGGAACUGGUCAACCAGCGGGUUCAUUUCAUCGUAUCUGGACAUUGCACUUGUGAUCACCGCCUACAUGGCGUGGAAGAUACACAAGCGGACGAAGAUCGUCACGCUGACGGACAUACCGCUCGAGGAAGCGCUCUUUCGGGCAGACCAAGAUAUAGAGCAAGAGUCUGAACAGCCAGGCUGGCGGCACGUGGUUGGCUUUCUUUGGGACUAA
Cladophialophora yegresii CBS 114405 is the source of this 1716-nucleotide messenger RNA. RefSeq lists its product as uncharacterized. NCBI's taxonomy places the organism in Eukaryota, Fungi, Ascomycota, Eurotiomycetes, Chaetothyriales, Herpotrichiellaceae. Gene Ontology annotation, biological process: amino acid transmembrane transport. Gene Ontology annotation, molecular function: amino acid transmembrane transporter activity. The record is from RefSeq and is a predicted model, not a curated record. The coding region runs from base 1 to 1716 and encodes 571 amino acids. The transcript is spliced from 5 exons. Gene Ontology annotation, cellular component: membrane.